Messenger RNA from Arabidopsis arenosa, 1026 nucleotides. The record is from the annotation of a GenBank genome assembly. NCBI's taxonomy places the organism in Eukaryota, Viridiplantae, Streptophyta, Magnoliopsida, Brassicales, Brassicaceae.
CCCUCCAAAAAUCCCCAACAUGACACAACAUUGGCCUGAUUUCUCUUCCCAAAAGCUCUCUCCUUUCUCUACCCCAAUCGCAACCGCUGUCUCAGCCGCUAACACCGCCGUACAAAACCCCUCAUGGGUCGACGAAUUCCUAGACUUCUCAGCGUCUCGCCGUGGCAACCACCGUCGUUCCAUCAGCGACUCUAUCACAUUCCUCGAAGCUCCAACCGUCAGCAUCGAGGACCACCACUUCGACAGGUUCGACGACGAACAGUUCAUGUCGAUGUUCACCGACGACGACGGCCUUCAUAAUAAUCCUUCCCAUAUCAACAACAACAACAACAAUGUGGGACCCACCGGCUCUUCCUCGAACACAUCCACGCCGUCCAAUAGCAUCAACGACGACAACAAAGAAUUACCACCGGCCGAUCAUAACAUGAACAAUAAUAACAACAAUAACGAUGAAGUCCAGAGCCAAUGCAAGAUAGAGCCAGAGGAUGGUACGGCGUCGAAUAACAAUUCCGGCGAUAGCUCCGGCAACCGGAUUCUCGAUCCCAAAAGGGUUAAGAGAAUAUUAGCAAAUCGGCAAUCAGCACAGAGAUCAAGGGUGAGGAAACUGCAAUACAUAUCAGAGCUCGAACGUAGCGUCACUUCGUUGCAGGCGGAAGUGUCAGUGUUAUCGCCAAGAGUCGCGUUCUUGGAUCAUCAGCGUUUGCUUCUCAACGUCGACAAUAGCGCUCUCAAGCAACGAAUCGCUGCUUUAUCUCAAGACAAGAUUUUCAAAGACGCACAUCAAGAAGCAUUGAAGAGAGAAAUAGAGAGACUUCGACAAGUGUAUAAUCAACAAAGCCUCAAGACGAUGGAGAAUGCAAAUCAUUUACCGGCGACCGGAGCCGGAGCUACCUCAGCCGUCGACAUCAAGUCGUCUAUUGAACAAGAACAGCUCCUCAAUGUCUCAUAAAUUAAUCAUCAUCAACAACAUGUCUCGCUCUCUCUCUUCUUGGCAAAAGUUCUUGACUAUAAAAUCUCUUUAGGCUA